Molecule: messenger RNA, 1887 nt
Organism: Angiostrongylus costaricensis
Lineage: Eukaryota; Metazoa; Nematoda; Chromadorea; Rhabditida; Metastrongylidae
Source: the annotation of a GenBank genome assembly
AUGGCUGAAAUCCCUCCUAUAGAACUGCCUAAUGUUCGCAAAAGGAGCAAUGAGAUGUAUCUGCAAGAUUAUGAUCUUGACGAUGAUCUCAUAGUAGCUUCGCCAUCGUCUAGCAAGAGUAUUGUCGACAUUUGCGAUCCGGUCGAUGCGAUCAGUGCUAAUCGGGAGGAAACAAGACUUGUCGUCGCUGGAUGUCUGUUGAGGGUGUUCCAGUUUGCUGAAGAUGGUUUUCGACAACUCGUAGAUCUUAGACCUUUGAUACAGUUCCCGGCGCACCAGGGUUAUGCAGCGAGUAUUGCUCUUAACCCAAGAGAGCGGCAUCUCAUUGCUUCUGGAGGUGGCAGAGACAAAUUUAUUAAAGUUUGGAAUUGCUCAAGUUCUCGUCCAUCUGCACCUACAUAUCAAGUUGAAACUAUGGCACCAGUUGGUCGCGUCUACUGGAGUCCAGAUCCGACAAAUGUGUUCCACAUUGCAAGUUGUGCUGGUAGGCUUAUUCUUUAUAGUCAAAGUUGUCAACGAUAUGAAUGUGCACAUAUGGGAUAUCAGACGUCCGUUCUUACCGUUUGCGAGCUUCGAGAACCACAGCGACAGUGUUACCGGUAUCUGGCAGGUGGCCGACCACUUCGUACGUUGUGCAAUCAUAAUGCUAAUUUAGCGGCUCAGUUAGGUCAAGCUAGUGUUGCACAAAGUUGGCGGUUUAUGAUCAUGAUGCUGCUGAAGCUACUGCAGCCUAUGAAAAGAAAUACGGGAUGGGAUUUUGUAUUUGCCGAUUUACGACAAUGUUGCAGAUAUAAGAAAGAGAUGGAACUACACGGUAAAAAAGUUCCUGAACCUCCUCGAAGUCUAAUUGUACGGCCAACCUAUCUUACUAGAUUUGUAUCGCAUUGUUCAAAUCUGUAUCGAUUGAAAAAAGGAGCUCACCUAUGGCCCAGCAAUUCUUUACGGUAUUCGGAUUUCGUCGCCAGCAAUAUCGCUUCAGGUGACUUCUAUUUUGGUGCAGGAGAGCUAACAAAAACGGCCGUUGAGAAGGGCAUUGAAAAUCCGCAUUACAAUGACUUUACUGGCCUUAAAGACGAGGCUUUUGCACUUAAACCGGACUUGACGAAGUUGACAUUCAUGUCUGUCUCUUCUGAUGACGACGGCCACAUAGAGAAGGAGCACAUUGCGCGAAUGAACUGGGAUCCCAUGCAAGAAGUGGUGCGGUUACUUCGCUAUCAUGCUGACCAGGGCGAUAUGCAAACGUGUGCAACCGUGUCACUCGUAUGUGGACGUCGUCUGUCUAAUGUUAUGGAUGACUUCACUGUUGAAUCAUGGAAAGAAAGUUAUAUUGCGAUGUUAGAUCAGUUGGAUUUACAUACUGCUGUUGCUGGUGUAAAGAAAUACUCCUGGAUUAAGCGAUUGAAUCAGAGAUCGCUGGAGACGGAGCGAAAAUGUGCCGUUGGUGAGUGUAUGUGUGCGUGCGGUACUAAUGUUGUACAGAUUCCGAGAAAGAAAACGAACGUAACGCUAAGCCAAACGCUUCGUGAUUUAAUUCGGAUUGAAUUGAAUGGCUUUCCAAGAGGUGGUUUGACAGAGGUAACUGAACAGGAAGGCGUGAAAACACGCCAAAAUAUAACACUGCCUGUUGAGCGUGAUAUUCUAAAGUUGUUGGAAAGCCCAUGUGGCCAAAUCGAAGUCCGGAAUAAGUUGUGCACGGUCCUUUUCUGGCUUAGGGAGAAGAAACGAAGGGUAGCGCUGGGUGAAACUACUCCAUUCUUUCGGUGCUCCAAUUCGCUCGAUUCGACUCGAUGCGACGACGACUUCAAUACCCAUAUCGCAGAGAGAAGCAACUACCUUGGAUACUGGGCUGUGAGCAACAUGGUUUUGAAGAAGGUGAUACCUCCUUAA